This is a messenger RNA of Symbiodinium pilosum, 3868 nucleotides long. The record is from the annotation of a GenBank genome assembly. NCBI's taxonomy places the organism in Eukaryota, Dinophyceae, Suessiales, Symbiodiniaceae.
GCAUUAUUGGUUGAGCUCCAUGCUUCCUGCCAAGGACAAACCUUGCGUCCUGGACGUGCGCCUGGAGUCUGCCAGCAUAGCAGCACUUCUGUCAGCGGAUGCAUCAUCUUCGGCGGAGUUUGUCAUCACGGCUCCGCGUGAUAUGGAGGCUUCCAGGCUGGGGCUGCGCAUUGGCCCUUUCCCUCAGCUGUUGGUCCUGGUGGGAGCGGAGAACUACACCGAGAAUCUCCUUGAAAGGACCCGCUACAACUUCAGUGCUGCCAACCUGGUGGGGCUGGGCAGUCAGUUAACCAUCAUCAUACAGGUGCAGGCUCCGCCUGGCAGCGGUUUCCCAACGCUCGAAGUUCGCACAGUCUUCGUGGUCAGCUUUCAGCAGCCAACUGUGACCUCGAUUGAAACCAACAUGAUCAACAACACUGUCUCCCUUGUGCAAACCACACGGAUCGCGGUGUCGGGGACCAACCUGGCAAUUCCUAUUGAGUUCAUGGCUGAACCUGUUAGCGUCGAGAUUUUCGUUGCUGGCGUGCCAGCAAACUGCACCACCUCUGAUUGCCAAGAGCCCGCGCUGCAAGCUCUUCUGACCGCUGGAGCGGUAAGCCUCUGUUCCGAUCUGGUUGUUGUCUCAACAGGUACCUGUACAUGCAGCAUGGAGCCCACAGGCCAUGCGCAACUUGCCGUUUGCCUCAUCCUCCGAACCGGCUACUUUGCGGAACGGUACUGCGCAGCCUUCGGGCCACCGGGCUCCCUUCAGCCCGGCCAGCCGGCAGUUGGAGGCCUGUCGCAGCCAGUCCAGGACAUGUCGUCCUCGGAGCCCUUCAUCGUCAUUGUUGACGGCGACCUUCCCUGGGACAAUGUUUCGCAAGGUUACCUCCAGGUGUGGGCGACGCCGUUGACCGAAGUACCAACAGACGUCUCAAAUCCAGGCAGCGGCUACCAGCCGCUUUGCUCUCAGGCCAUCCGCACAGAGAACAACAGCAUCCAGUGCUUCCGCAAUCAGAACUUCAACGUCUCGCAACUUGGGUCUCAAUCGAACGUUUACGUACAGAGCGGGCCAGAUGCUACCUCGUCAAAUCUUGUCCAGGGUGCACUUCAAAUCAAUCAGCCUCGUAUCUUCGAGAUCACUCGCAGCCAUGAGUUUGAAGUGGGUGCGCUUGAAGUCACCAUCCGGGGAGAGCACUUUGGCACCGAAGCAAACGGCAACAUGGUGGUGCAACUCGAGACCUUCGGGUCAAACACACAGGCCGUGCCGGAUCUGUCUCUUGCCGAAGACCUCGGAGCGCCCACUCACUUCGUGAAAUGCCAGGUCAUCAGCCACCAGGACACGGAGGUGCACUGUCGCGUUGAGGAUCAAAGUCUUUUCGGCGCAGAGGUCUCGGGCGGAUGCCCGGCCGCAGUUUCAGAGCAAUACUACAACGAGACCGUUGAAGUCGACGAGGGGCGCCGGCUGCAGGAUGGAUUGAAGGAGGAUCCCUCGCUUUGGGAAUUCUCUGUGCUGUCCAGCUUUGAUGAAGUUGCCAUCGUCUGGUUGGCACUGAGCUUGUCACAGCUUCCUGUGGCCUUUUCGGUGUUUUAUGAGCUGCCCAGCUGUGGCGUGGGCCCAGCGUUGGCGUGCAACACAUGCGACAUCGGCUUUUACAUGGGCCUUUUUGGUGCAGGUGCGUGCACUGUUUGCCCGGAACAUGAGACGACCAAUAUCACCGGCGCCACGAGUAUCAGCUCGUGCGACUGUAUGCCUGGCUACUUCCGCACCAACAGUGGCGAGGGCGGGCCGAUCCUGCCGUACUCCUCGGUUGGGUACUGGACGCCAGACAGGCACAACGCUGGGGCGGCUUAUCUUCUGGCCUUGCUUCCCGUCACACGCGUGCCUUCAAGGAACAUGACUUUCUAUGGGACACAGCCACCGCGAGUAGCAGACAAGGGUGGAGAUGCGCUGGGCCCUGCCCUCGGUGAGUGCUACCUUUGCAGAAGCGUGGACGAAGCGCUGGCUUGGGGCUUCUUGACGGCCUUGAUCCGAUCGCUUCGAUCAAUGGACAUGGAUCACACCAAGAUCCAACAUCGAAUGCUCGAGUCGGAGAAGCACACAUCAUGGCUAGGUCGCCUUGCUGAGUCAGAUCACGGCGAGUUUCGCAUGGUCAUUGUCAUGGUGACGUCAUUGCAGACGCUGUGGACCGUCUCUUUGAUGCCGCUUCCCUACACACGAUUUACCAAAGACUGGCUUUGGACGAUGGGCAUCGUGGCCUGCGACAUGUCCAUCCUCCGGCCACAAUGUGCGUUCAGGCUCUCCUACUUGGCAAAGUGGCUUCUGCAGUGGGCGACGUUCUUCAUAGUUCUCGUGGUGCUGUGCGUGGCCAUGCUGGCAUAUUGCACAUGGCAUAAGAACCGCCUGAUGGACGUCGGCUACAUAAGCCCAAAGCGCGGCUUUCUUGGCGUGGUAUCUGUCACCAUGAUGCUGUUUCUCUUGGUUCACCUUCGUGAUGAUCUGGUCUUCGUGAGCUGCGUCCCAUGCGAGGAUGACAAAUUCUGUCUGGCCUUCCAGCCUGUCAUUGAAUGCGCCAUGACAAACUGGGAGUGGACCACCAUGAUGGCCCUGUCCAUCUUGGACCUGAUCUCAGUCAUCCUGCUCGCAGUGCCGGUGAUAGCCCUUUGCAUCUACGCAUCCUGGAAAUGGCAACACGGGAAAUUUCGGGGAUUAGCUGAUGAUUAUACUGCUCCCUGGUAUGUCUUUUUUUCGGAGUUCUGGGUGAAGCGACAUCGGGGCUACAUCCAAGAAGUCAGAGAGGCUGUGCCAGAGUUUCAGAAACUCUUCCUGAAUGACGACGUGGCUGCGGCCUCAUCCAAAGAAGUGUGGCACAGGGCCAUCGACCUGAUACUAGCACAGGAGGCUGAAAAGGCUGAUGCGUUGUUGCUGCGGGUCAUCUCGCACAUGUACACGCACAGCGAACGCUUCAAGAUGAUUGAUGAAGAUGAAGGUCCUGCCUGGGAAAUCAUCCGCUCAAUAAGGGACACUAUCCGUGACAGAGCCAAGCGCAGCAAGUCAUUCAACCUCUCGAAGGCAGUGAGCACUGACCGUCCUGACCGUCCCGUGCGACCUGAGACAGAGCCUGUUCUGGCACAAGUGGCGACGGACCGUCUGAACCCGAUGGAGGAGACCCCGCAGGUUCAACAAAUACUUCCAGAUGAGCCAGUUCCCGAGCCAGAUGAGCAGGUAAAGCUGAAGGUGUCAGAUGUUCACCAUGUGAAGCUUACGCUCGACAAUCUGCUCGACUAUGCGAGGUGGUCCGUGCCUGGUGCGCGAGCAAUCAAGAGAGUGCUGGCCUACAGCUGGACUUUCAUCCUUCUCAUUGCUCGAUUCGUGAUCACAAUCUACGCCAUGUUGAUGCGACGGGAUCAAUCAGAGGUGCCCGUGGUGUAUCUCCUCGUCUCGCUAACGUAUGUUAUUCUCGGCGCGAGUCUGCAGCCCUAUGUAUGGGCGUUCCUGAACGACUGGGAAGUCGCCGUCCACUCUUUGAUUUACGUGUUUCUAGUGUUCGUGAUAUCCGGCUGGUCCGAUAUCGCAAGUGACGUGCUCGUGGUGGUAGCCACGCUGUCAGCCAUCGUGCCCGUUAUUCUUCGCUUCAUGGUCGUCUUGUACGGUCAGGACAAGGAAGAUCCCGAUGAAGACCCAACCACCACGCAAGGCUCCGCCACCUACAACCUCGAGCGCUUGGGGUUGUCCGAAGGAAUGGUCUCGCAGACUUCCUCUGCUGCUGUUGGUCCCAGGUCAACCGGAAGAUCCAUCCAAAACGCCGGUCGUCACAGGGAGCAUGUCCGGAACUACAUUCAGCUCGUUGCCAGAUGUCAGAUUGAUGAUUGCUUUUGCCAACUAUAG